Daldinia decipiens is the source of this 7958-nucleotide messenger RNA. RefSeq lists its product as uncharacterized. The record is from RefSeq and is a predicted model, not a curated record. Gene Ontology annotation, cellular component: endosome membrane; fungal-type vacuole membrane. The coding region runs from base 87 to 7583 and encodes 2498 amino acids. Gene Ontology annotation, molecular function: metal ion binding; 1-phosphatidylinositol-3-phosphate 5-kinase activity; ATP binding. The transcript is spliced from 4 exons. Lineage: Eukaryota; Fungi; Ascomycota; Sordariomycetes; Xylariales; Hypoxylaceae. Gene Ontology annotation, biological process: phosphatidylinositol phosphate biosynthetic process.
AAGCGCGUAUUGACAGGAACCCUCAAAGCUGUCAAGCACCUUGACCAGCUUGACUGCAUCGUUCAUGUCUCAAAUCGAUCGCCACCAUGUCUGAUAAAAAACCACCCCCAACUCCACUCUCUCCCUCGACAGUAUCCUCUUCUGCUCCUAAAUCUCGCGAGGAAUCCAUCGCCUCGGUAUCUCUUACCUCUCCUCAAAUCGACAAAGACCAACUUGCCCAGGCUCUUGACAAAAUACAUAUAUCCGCCAAGGAAAAAGAUGUCCUAACCACCUUUAACGACUUUGCGCCACCGCCGGAAUCUAUAGCUACUACAGAAAGCAAAGGAAUUGGGAGCGACCUUGUGCAAAAUGGCUUGAGUGGACUCUAUUCUCGAUUUAAAGAGGCUGUUGGGGUUAGUGGGAAGGAAAAAUUAGUGGUAAAUACAAAUACCAAAGAGAAUUCCGAAUCGAUCGAUGGGGAUACUGCAUCGAAGAAGAGCUCGAGCACUACCACCACAGGCCCCAAGCCUUCUACCUCUUUACUGAGAGCCGAUACGGGCGCUACAUGUUCAACUUUCAACUCAUCCCAGUCUGAGCCGAUGACUUCUACUAUUGCUUCUUCAAGUGCGGCUCCGACUAGCGAAAGCCAAUCCCAGCAAUCUCAGCAACCCCAGUCGACGAUGGCUUCAUCCGUUACUAAUCUCACUGGGGUUAUGACUUCAAAAUCUGCCUCAUCAAGCCGUCAAAGCAUACCGAAUAUGACAAAAGCGACAGCCGCUGUAGCGCCCGUACAUGUCAGUGCUUUCAAAGACGGAUCUCGGGGUACGUCAGCCAAGACUGAAGAUAGCGCAAGUAGAGGAUGCGGAAGGAGUAUUAGCAGGUCAAACGAUGGGCAACAUAUUCCGAACCCGGAGUUAUCGUCGAUCUAUGAUGCACCCGGAAAUAAGCGUGCCUCUAAUCUUGACAAGAUUGCAAUUCCUAGUCAUUCGAGGCGAGAGGAUGGAUUAAUUGUAGAUGAGCAUACCGAUACUCCUAUUAGUCCUAUAAAGAGAUCUAAUGUUAUGCCACCCAUUUCUACAGCCCCUAAUUCGACUUCGCCGGACUCUUACAUACAACCUCAGCCCGCUUUGCUUUCCGCUAAAGAUGCCAUCAGAAGGCCCGCUCUAAUUGACCGGAUUAGCUAUUCUAGAGCUUCUGGCGAUCUUUCUAGAUCCUCUUCCUUAUCUAGAGGUACAACGGAACAUAGCCCCAUUAACACAUCUGCUCAUAACAGUGUUCAUCAUGAGUCGUUUGCACAAAUUCCCUCGGCUCAACGAAUACGAUCCGGCGAAUACAGGAUUCCAGGCACGACUACUGACGAGGGCGCUCCGGAAAUUGUCAACGCGAAAUUAGCUUCCAUGCGAAAACAAGUCUUAAGUAAAGAUUUCUGGAUGGCCGAUGAGACUUGCAAGGAAUGCUUCCUAUGUGGUGCUCCAUUUACCGCUUUCCGCCGCAAACAUCAUUGUCGAACAUGCGGCUGCAUUUUUGAUAGCGGAUGUACGUCUAUAAUCUCUGGCCAGCGAUUUGGGGUUCAGGGGACACUCCGUGUAUGUAAGCCUUGUUUAGGUAUCAUCCUCCAAAGACAAGACGGCGCUGCGUCUGACGAUUCGGCCGAUGAUUCAUUCCUCCCAGCAAUAUUCCGUAGUGGUCAAUCUAAGCGAGGGUAUUCGCCGUUCUCAAAAAUGGAUCGAGAUGAUGCUAGUAUCUCUGAGAGAACGGACGACCUUGACGAUGACAAGAGAUCAUUAACUGCACCUAUGAUGGCUAUUCCAGUUGCGAGACGCAUUGGUGAAUCCUCAAACCGCAACUCGGCUGUGUUGGAAAUUGGUACUCCACAGCUUAGUAGGCCAAGUUCGUCUAGGUCUUUGAAGUCUAAUACCUCAGGCAGACCACAGUCUUCUAGCCAUAGACGCCACCAUUCGAAGCAUAAUUUAUGGAAUCGCCUUAAACCAUCCCCAGACCAAAGAGCACCGUUCCGAAAAUCCGCAACGGAAGAGGCAAGUAAAAAAACCGGGUUGCAUGCUUUUCAUGACGACAAUGUCAUCGAUCCAGAUUUAGCGCCAUUUAUGUCGGACGAAUCCAGUGGCGACGAACAGAUGAGCAUUGCGGGGGCUAUAGCUGGAUCCGAAUUUCAUGCGUCGCCUGCGACGGAUCCUGAGAGGUCGAGUUUGGCAUACCUUAAUGCCGGGAGGAAACUUAGAACCCGAGCGCAAACGGACAAAAGCAUUAGUGGCGUAAGUUUUACUAGCCGUGGCCUGGACGAUUUUCAUCCAAGAUCCUCCAGACGACGAAACAUGAGUAUUGCUAGUGGACACCACGUUCGCUCUCCUCGACCUAAAUCGGCCGUGAUAAGGGGUCCAACUGGAUCAAAUGAGACACUCCCAGCAAUUGACACUCCAGGAGGAUCCCAGCUGCCACGCCUCACUCGGAGUUCUUCUAUGAAAGGGGAUAAAGAACCUCGGUUAGAACUUAACCCGGCGAGUUUGUUACACGUCCGGAAGCUCCUGCGACAAUUGCUUGAAGAUUCCAAUGUGCCAAACGUAAGCGCCUGGGAGAAGGCCUUAAUGCCAAUCCUUUUAAAAUGUACUUCAUCCGUUGACCCUGAUAUCGAUAGAGGAGAUGACAUCGAUAUUCGGCACUACGUCAAGCUCAAAAAGAUCCCAGGAGGUAGGCCAAGUGAUACUUGCUAUGUCUCAGGCGUAAUAUUUACCAAAAAACUGGCCUUAAAGAGCAUGCCACGCCGCAUGUCGACCCCUCGUGUUGUUAUUGUGUCUUUUCCGAUCGAAUACCAACGACAUCAACAACAAUUCAUGAGCCUUCAACCUGUUAUCGAACAGGAGAGAGAGUUUUUAAAACAGUUAGUGAAUAGGAUUAUAGCCCUCCGCCCUCAGUUGUUGUUAGCCGAGAAGAGUGUCUCAGGUCUUGCGUUACAAUUUCUUUCGGACGCGAAAAUCUCCGUUGCUUACAACGUGAAGCCUUCCGUGCUCUCGGCUGUUUCGAGAUGCCUAGAGACAGAGAUUAUCUCUUCUGUAGAUAUGUUGGCGCUUCCUCCGCAUCAGUUCCAGACAGGAAAAAGUACAGGUUACGAGGUGAAGACGUUCGUCAAUGAGGAUAUCCCAGGUCGAAAGAAGACGUACAUCUUCUUAUCUAGCUACCUAGAAGAUCUCGGCUGUACCAUUGCCCUCAGAGGUGCAUCUACGCCUAUUCUUGCGAAGCUCAAGCACAUAACUGAGUUUAUGGUAUAUGUAGUAUAUAACCUAAAACUCGAGUCAUGUCUGAUGCGGGAUUCAUUUAUCCAGAUUCCUACAGACGAAGAUAUAUCGAGAGAUUCUACUCAAACCACUGAUAGCAGUCAGCCAUCACUACCUACCAAGGCCGCAAUCGACGAUGAUGCGCAGAAAAGUUUGCUCAGCAUAACUCAAGAUGAGAUACCAUCAAGCCAAGAAGAUCAUUCCCCCGGGAAUGCAAUUGAAGUAUCACAGGACAGCAAUGUGCCACAAGAUCAGCCUUUAUCAAUCCAACCAGCCAGCCAGUUAAUUUCGCUCCAUGAAACGCACUCUCAAGCAGCCCACGAAAGUUCUGUUCCAGAAGAUGUUCCUAUGCCAACCUUUUAUAGUGAUAUGGUGGCCAAGUAUCAAACAAGAAUCCUCUCUGUUUCACCGUUCGUCAAAUUCGCAAAACCAUAUCUACUUAUGAAAGCUCGAGAGCAGGAAAGAAAGUUGGCUCAUUUAAAACGGUUGCGGGAUCAAGAUGUAAUUGAGGAGCGCGUAGACAACGAAAAGUCCAAUCCUCCAAAGUUCCAGCUUAUUAAACCGCAAAUGGUUCUCGAGACAGGCCAUAACGCCCCUAGACAAAUUAUGGAAAUUCUUCAUGCUGUCCACGAUGCUGAAUACGACAGGGCUCUCUACAACUAUCAGACGCAAACAAGACAAUGGGAAAAUUACAUCAAGGGCAAUAUUGGGUUUUUCGAGCCCUACGCCCACCAGAACAUUGUUGUCCUACAUUCUGUCAUAUGUACUGAAACUAAGAUCCCGUGUUCGGAGCCGAAUCUGAUCGCACUUGGCUUUUACGACGAGCACGUCGAUAGAAGCAGCGGUAUGGACCCUGAUUGUACUUUGGGCCAAUACAUUGAGGAUAUCUGCUAUGGCGCCGACUCAACCUGCGAAGCGAAUGGAUGUGAUCGCAAAUUGUAUGAGCAUCACCGAACAUACGUUCAUGGCGAAGCACGAAUUACUAUAUUCAUUGAACAAGAUACUGGAGGCCGACUCCACGGAGACAAUAUCAUGAUGUGGAGCUACUGUAAGCAUUGCAAGCGAGAAACUAGCGAAAUAGAGAUGUCCAGAGGGACCUGGAAGUAUUCAUUUGGAAAAUACCUAGAACUAUCAUUUUGGAGUAGGGGUACCACGCUAGUAAGAGACGAGGAUUUGGGGGGUUGGAACUGUCCUCACGACCACCAUCGCGAUCAUAUACGAUACUUUGGGUUGAACGGCAAGGUUGUACGCAUCCAUUACGACCCCAUCGACCUCUUAGAAAUCAUUGUACCUCGAGCCAGAAUUACUUGGAAUGUUGGGCAUGAUCUCAACAUGAAAAAUGAAAUAUUCACAAAUGCUCAAGAGCGUUGGACGCGGUUCACGACGUCUGUCAAAUCACGACUGAAAGCAAUUAAUACCGACAAUAUCAUCCCUGAAAAGGCCGAACCAUGUAAGGCAGAAAUGGAGCGGUUAUCGAAAAGAAUACAUGAUGAUCACACCUCACUUAUUCGGAAGCUUCAGGACAAAUAUAUGGAAUCUAAAUAUUAUGAAGUAAUUCCAUUUAACAUAGUUUUACGAGAGAUGCUGGUCAAGGUGGCCGAAUGGGAUGCUGCUUUUGCCAAGUUUGAAGCUGAUUUUCUCCCUUCUGACAAGGAUAUUCGAAAGCUGACUAUGAUUCACCUUCGUAAAAUGUUCACGGACGAAUCAAAGGAAUCUCUUAAUAGCAAUGAAGUCCAAAACGAAGCCACCGAUAUCACAGACGAAACAGGUACUCAGACAAACAUGCCGGAAAGCGACCACAAGCAGGAUACUCAACAAUCAGAAGCUAAUACGGAUACUUCUCAGCUUGAUGUAAUCCAAGAAAAAAACCCACUGGAUGUACCGCCUCAGGAAGAAACUCUAGAGAGGAUUGAGCCACUGGAUCUUGCGACACCGAAAUCACCUGUGCCCAGCAGUUCCGCCCCAAGCCAACCGGAUAAUCACGUCGGUACCCUGGAAGUGUCGGUACCAAAUGUCACAGAUGCAGUCUCAGCAUUAUCCCCCGAGCUUGUGCCACGGCUGGCAACAAGCACGGUACCGCCUAUGUCACUAACUGAGCAAGUUGAACAACUUCGCCGACGACAGCAUUCGUUGGGGCCUGAAAGCACGAGCACGGCAGGAUAUGUAGGAAACGAGCGGGCUGGGACCGCUGGAGAGUCUCAAAAGACGCCAGAGCGCAGCUCUUCUCGCAGGAUAGGAUUAAACGUUUCGCCACCGAUGGUGCGCGCUAUAUCACACCCUGUGAAUAGUAUUCCGACCUUGCCCCGCCUACAUUCUACAGUAGGUAAAAAGAUGUUUAAUACCAACAAGGACAAGGAUAAAGACAAGGGACCUUUUACAGAGGUGAUAGCCGGAAGCGAACUCCGGAAGGCUGCAACUAGCGAAUCCGCUAAGAGUGAGAAGAAGCUUUUUAGUAGUCUCCGGCCGCAUCGCAAGGGUAACCAGUCGUCUAUUCCCCGUUUUGUUGGAAAGAAAGACUCUAGGGUGUCUACUAUUCGUAAACAUUUCGAACAGCUCAGUCGUGAAUUCGAGAAAGAGCGUGAAAAAGAUCGUGAAAAACGAAAACUAAGAAUGUCUCAUUCGAGGCCUUUCCUCCAGCAUUCCACGACUAAAGCUAUAGUUGAGGUUUACGAAGACGUGGAUGAGGCCGUACAGGAACCAGGUCCUGCCGAGGAUGAGCAUGCGACCACAUCGGGACUAGUUAAUCUCAAAUUGAAGAAUAAAUUAGGACUAGAAGGCCCCCCUCCAGGAAAUGAGGCUGUUGAAGCACCAACAGAAGACAUGCUAUUUCCAAAAGAUGGUCAUCGACGUCAAGAUGAAAUUGCUAUUGAAGGUGAAACUGAUGACCAGGCGCACAACAAUAGUUUAGGACCUACAGAUGAUGAGCAAGGGGAAAGCGACACAGAGCAUUCGUUGAUCGACGGUACGACGCUUGAAGAGAUUGCCGAGUCGUUUGACUCUAACGCGGAGAUUCCGAUAGAACUUCCCAAGCAGGACAAGAACAACUUCAUGAAGGUACUGACUACGUUUUGGAAUGAACGCUCAGCUAGCCAAUGGCCACCGCUAGAUUACCCCCUAAAUGCAGCUGACCAUAUUUUUAUCGAUUCCGACAUCAUUGUCCGGGAAGAUGAGCCAAGCUCGCUCAUUGCGUUCGCCUUGAGCUCCGAAGAUUAUAAGGAGAAGCUUCGCACAUUUUAUCGCAAGAAGGAUGGUGAGAGCGUAGUAGCUUCAGCAGGGACAGAUACAGAGGACGACGCACAUUCUGAGGUGCACUCAGACAUUGGGGAAAAUGUCACCGAAAGUCAACUGGAGACCAAACUUGUUCACACUACGAGUUCCCAUUACAAGUAUCAAUUCACCGAAGGGACGGCAAAAAUGCUGGUUAAAAUCUUCUAUGCCGAGCAAUUCGACGCUUUACGACGGAAAUGCGGCGUCGCUGACCGCAUCAUUGAGUCUCUGUCUCGGUGUUUAAAAUGGGAUUCUAAAGGUGGUAAGACAAAGUCAGUUUUCUUGAAGACUCAGGACGACCGGUUGGUAAUGAAGUCUUUGUCGCCAGUGGAGACAGCUGCUUUUUUGAAGUUUGCACCGGCGUACUUCGGUUUAAUGGCGGAGGCGCUUUUCCAUGAUCUCCCGUCAGUAAUUGCCAAGAUGCUAGGGUUCUUUCAAGUCAUUAUAAAAAACCCGGUAACCAACACGGAGAUCAAACUGGACUUGCUUCUUAUGGAAAACCUAUUCUAUGAUCGGGCUCCUACGAGGAUCUUCGACUUGAAGGGUUCGAUGAGAAACCGAAAGAUCCAGUCAACUGGAGAGCGUAAUGAAGUUCUUCUCGACGAGAAUAUGGUGGACUAUAUUUAUGAAUCGCCGCUUUUCGCGAGGGAACACUCGAAGAAAACUUUGCGCGACUCGGUCUGGAACGAUACACUAUUCUUAGCCCGUCAGAACGUCAUGGAUUACUCCCUGAUGAUCGCUGUGGAUGAGAUAAAGAAAGAGUUAGUUGUAGGUAUCAUUGACUGCAUCCGCACAUACACAUGGGACAAGAAACUUGAAAGCUGGAUCAAGGAUCGCGGCUUCGCGGGCGGCGGUCGUAAUAAACCAACCGUAACCAGCCCAAAGGAAUACAAAUCGAGAUUCAGAGAGGCUAUGGCCAGAUAUAUCCUUGAAGCACCGAAUUGCUGGCACCAGCCUAGUGCGCCGCUCCCAGUGUCGAGACCCCCACGAGCGGAAAUGAAUGCUGCAAGAAGAGACGAAGUAGCAACGGAUGUAGGCGCAACAUAGGUAUCGCGCCUUCGUAGGUUUACUAUAGGAUGAUCAGAGGGGUGGGUAUCUUGUACGGAUGGUAUAUAUGACGUUAACCACGAAACGAGUUGAUGAGGCGUUUUACAAAAGGUAACUACCUGACCUAUAGUAUACGGAUGGGCAUAGGGCAGCAUGAUAUCCUCAAUACGGGGAUAGCGAGACGUGGAUAAACGAAAGCAGUUCGAGACAAGAGCGUGAAAGGUUGCUCUUUAUCUUUUGAUAGCGAAUACCCAUUUUAAUACUUUAGGUACCUUUUUGACUUUUGGUGCUGUAUUCCUGGUAAAGUUGGGUAGUCCAUGUCGUACCUACGUUAAAGCCCAUGAUAUGCAAUCAUCAAAGUUGAAGUGAACGUGG